Molecule: messenger RNA, 2231 nt
Organism: Scheffersomyces coipomensis
Lineage: Eukaryota; Fungi; Ascomycota; Pichiomycetes; Serinales; Debaryomycetaceae
Gene: RTG3
Product: Rtg3p
Exons: 1
Coding region: 236-1900 (554 amino acids)
Molecular function (GO): protein dimerization activity
Source: RefSeq, a predicted model, not a curated record
AAUCAAUCAAUCAAUCAAUCAAUCCUUCCAUUGAGCUUUGGUCAUAUUGACUGUAUCAUUCCCUUAUUUGACAGCUAUCCCUUUUGCUAACUACAGAACUAGCUAGGCUUAAAAAUCCUAUUCAUCCGUGUUAAUUAAUCAGUAUUUGAUAUAUAGGUUUAUCAAUCAUCAUCAUCAUCAUCAAUCGAAAUCAUAUACUAUCGUUUGAUUGCUACAUAUAUCAUCAUUACUAAUAAUGGAGGAAUUCUUAAGAGAAAGUCCCUUAGACUAUAAUUCAACUCAGAGUACAAGUAGCACAACUACUCCUAAUAAUAAUUAUAAUGCUUUCAAUUCAAGUCAAAAUAAUAAUAAUAAUAAUAAUAAUAAUAACGGCAACACCAACCUGGAUUCUACUGGGUUUGACUUUGAUCUUGAUUAUGAAAACUUUGAUAAUACAAACUUUAACGAUGUUAAAACUAUCAAUACCAAUAACUUGAAUCCCAAUAAUUUUUCCAAUGAUACUUAUAACGCAUUUGAUACUUUAUCAAAUCAAAAUACUCUUGAUGGAAAUUAUUUAAGUCCUUCUAACUCAAAUUUUAAUAACUUCAAUGAUAUUACCAUCUCCAAUAAUCUUAAUCCUGCCAAUUUCAAUAUGAAUACAAAUACUUCAAGUUUUGAUGCUACAAUUGGUAGUGGUUCUAAUUCUUUCACAAAUGAACCAUUCUUUGAUACUUAUGGUACUGGUAAUGAUAAUCGUAAGAGUAUUAGUAAUCAAGCUUUAUCACCUGGUUUACCUCCAACCAUCAAUAUUCAACAACAAAUACAUUUCCCCAAUAAUAAUCAAGCUGGUUUAGAUGAACUAAUAUCACCUCCAAAUGAAGGUACUAGCUUUUUAGAUCCUCAAUAUUUUUCACCUCGUUUAGGUUCAAUUCCUGAAUCAAAUGCUCCACCAGAAUCAAACAUCUUAUCUACAUCAUAUUUAUCACCUCAACAAAAUCAAAAUUUACGUCUUUCAAACUUUGAUUCAAAUGAUUUAGCAUCUCCUAAUCAAGCUAAUUUCUUAAAUUCUCCCCCUCAAUUUCCUCUUAGUUCCAUUCCUUAUGUUCCUCAAGCUGAAUUUAGUACAAGUAUUCCAAUCAAUAGUCAUAUGCGUUCUAAUAAAAAUAAAACUUCAAGUAAUAAUAAUAAUGAUACUUUAUCUCCAUUACCUUCAAGUUCACAAUUAAGUACUUCAGUUCCAUCAAAUUCAAGAGCUUUACUUGACCCAACUCCAACUAAACAAUUAACUAAAGAAGAAAAAACUCAAAGAAGAAAACUAUUUCAUAAUGAAGUUGAAAGAAGAAGAAGAGAAUUAAUUAAACAAAGUAUAGAUAAUUUAAGAUCAAAAGUUCCACCUUCACUUUUAAAUCCUCAAUUAAUUGCAGUUCAAGAAUUACAAAAGAAUUCCGAUUUAAAUUCAAAAGAAAUUAAUGAUUUAUUAAGUUCAAUCAAAGUUAAAGAAACCAAACCUAAUAAAGUUGCAGUAUUAACUAAAUCAGUAGAUUAUGUUAAACAUUUGAAAUAUGUUUUAAGUCAACAAGAACAAGAACUCAAUUUAAUUAAUUCUAGAAUAUUGGAAUUAGAAAAUCAAAUAUCUACAGGUAGAAUAAAUCAAAAUCCAAGAUCAACCAAUAUUAAUCCUAACUAUAAUAAUAAUAACUUUAAUAUAACCAAUGAUUAUAAUCAACCAAUAUUGAAUCAACUUACUGAUUUAAAUAAUACUAAUCUUGGUGAUUUUUCCAAUAUAAAUCCGGCAAAUAAUUUCAAUAAUAAUACUACUUUUAAUACUGAAGAUUACUUUUCAGAUAUCUUAAGUUCAGGAACUACAGGCAACAAUAACAACAAUACAAAUAAUAAGACAUUUAAUAAUAAUUUUGUUUAAUAGAUUCUUUUUUUUUUUUCAUUCUUCAUAUUAUUGCUCGGGGAUUAUAGGAGGUUGUUUGCUUGGGUUGAACUAUUGACAAGAAAUAUUAUUUAUCUAUACUAGUUUUCUAUCAUUCAUUCAGUCGCUUGCUUUUACUUGUUACUUUAGUAUCAUAAUUGUCACGAAUUGGGCUGCAUAGUUUUACUUAUUUAUUGUUUAUUUUCUUUCUUUCUUGUGGUAAUCUUGUUUGACUUAGGCACCACCUUUACCUUUUUUUAUUAUUAUUUCUGGAGCCAUCUUUUAAUUUUUACGGUAUAUAGUCAUUGUAUAGUAAUAAUAACAAUAAUAG